UAUGCCUCCAAAAAAGGGAAAAGGUAAAAAAUAGCAUGACUCUGAUGAUGAAGAAUCAGAAGAAUCAUAUGAACCAAAGGCCUCAAAGAAAAUAUAAAAAUAAGCCUAAAAAAAAUAAAAUUCAUCUGCAAAAAAGUAAUUAGAUUAAGAAUCAGAAGAUGAUUCAGAUUCUUAAAAUGAAUAAGUUGAAAAAAAAGGUUAAAAAAAGAAAGCCUAAUCUCAAAAUUAAAAUAAAUCAAGAAAUAAUGCAAAAAAAAAAUAAUAAAAAGAAGAUGUAAAAUAAAUUAAAAUUUCAUAGGAUGAAGAUGAGAAUUCUGAGAGUGUUGAAAAUGAUAAGGAAAAUUUUAAAUUAUAUUAAAAAAAAGAAACUCCACCUGAAGAUGACCCAUGCAGAAUAUAUUAUGAAUCAUUAUAUAGAGAAAAACCAGAUUCUAUAUUAGCUCUUAAGUAUUGUUUGGAUUAUGGUCUAAUAGAAGAAACCAAUAUUUAAAAAGCUCAUAAAUUUUAUGAAAAAUAUAAAUCUAAAUAAAAAUGA
This is a messenger RNA of Paramecium pentaurelia, 535 nucleotides long. The record is from the annotation of a GenBank genome assembly. NCBI's taxonomy places the organism in Eukaryota, Ciliophora, Oligohymenophorea, Peniculida, Parameciidae.